AUGAGAGUUUGUUAUGGGUGUGGUCAAGCUAGACAUAUUAGGAAGGAUUGCUCGAUGGCUCAUCAAUCACAAGAUUCUGCUAGCGACUCCACCCAGCCAGCUUUCUCUGCUCUUUCAGUAGCUGCCUCAUCUGAUCGGGAGGCUAGUGGAUCAAAAGGUAGAGGUGUUGUUACUUCCUUUCAAGGCAGGCCUUCCGGGUCUGGACGUCAGAGUUUCGCCAGUAGGGGUCAAGCAAGGGAUGGGGUACAAGUCAAUCCAAAGAAAGUUGAGGCAGUAGAGAAGUGGCCAAGGCCGACCUUAGUUACGGAGAUUAGAAGCUUUUUGGGUUUGGCUGGCUAUUAUCGUCAUUUUGUUCAAGACUUCUCAAAAAUAGUCACCCCUCUGACUAAGAUAACACGUAAGGAUAUAAAGUUUGAGUGGUCAGAUGCUUGUGAGAAUAGCUUUGAGAAGCUUAAGGCAUGUCUCACCACAGCUCCAGUAUUAAGCCUACCACAAGGUAAGGCAAAUGUAGUAGUGGAUGCCUUGAGUCAAAAAUCGGUGGGAAGCUUGGCACAUAUCUCCACAGAUAGGAGAUUCUUGAUUAGGGAGAUGCAUAACCUUGGGGUCAAAUGGGAUCGAUAUCUACCCUUAGUAGAGUUUGCCUAUAAUAACAGUUUCCAAGUUAGCAUCCAGAUGGCACCAUUUGAAGCAUUAUAUGGACGGAGAUGUAGAUCACCCAUUAGAUGGCUAGAAGUGGGAGAAAGGAAACUUUUAGGGCUUGAAUUGGUGCAAGACGCCAUCGAAAAAAUACAUAUGAUUCGGUAG
Messenger RNA from Theobroma cacao (cacao), 804 nucleotides. The record is from RefSeq and is a predicted model, not a curated record. NCBI's taxonomy places the organism in Eukaryota, Viridiplantae, Streptophyta, Magnoliopsida, Malvales, Malvaceae.